AUGGGAUUAGAUUUCGAUCAUUAUAGACUGAUAUUAUUUGGAGGUCAUUUUUUAUCAUUUAUUCUCGAAAUAUGUUUAUUUCUUCCGAUAUCAAAUCGAAUAUUAACUGAAUUAAUUGGAAAAUUAUUUGAAAUUAAUCAACUACAUAACCAAAAAGAAAUUCUCAAUUUUUAUGCAUUUACUACAUGGAUCGGUUUCCUGUUACUUAUAGAUGGAUGUGUCUUUCAUGUCGCACGUAUAUCAACCAAUGAUUCUUGCCCAUCAUCUACGAGUGAUUGCUUUCUUUUGGAGACAUCUCGAGAAUAUCCCAAAGUUUCUUGUCCACCUAAUGAAAUAUUCUCAAAUUCGACCUCAAUGACUGCAAUCUGUUUCGUUUUUAUAUAUAAUGAACANUCAUAUUUACUUUAUUUGUGUUGUUACUUCUUGGAUCUUCGGCGUUCGCAAUCACAGCAUUUAUAA
Molecule: messenger RNA, 459 nt
Organism: Adineta ricciae
Lineage: Eukaryota; Metazoa; Rotifera; Eurotatoria; Adinetida; Adinetidae
Source: the annotation of a GenBank genome assembly